Dromiciops gliroides (monito del monte) is the source of this 3252-nucleotide messenger RNA. Its product is annotated as zinc finger protein 883-like. NCBI's taxonomy places the organism in Eukaryota, Metazoa, Chordata, Mammalia, Microbiotheria, Microbiotheriidae. The record is from RefSeq and is a predicted model, not a curated record. Bases 692 to 2149 code for a protein of 485 amino acids. Gene Ontology annotation, molecular function: RNA polymerase II cis-regulatory region sequence-specific DNA binding; DNA-binding transcription factor activity. Gene Ontology annotation, biological process: regulation of transcription by RNA polymerase II. The transcript is spliced from 5 exons.
AACAAUUCUGUCCCUCCAGUGUCCCUGACCUCCCUGAGUUGUACCUCCCAGCCCCUCCCUCGGCUCCACUGCCCUGGCCCUCCUCUUUCCCUGUGCCCACUUCUCUCAGGGCUCUCAGGUGCCCUACAAGGGGCUGAAUCCCAGACUGGGUUUUGUCUCCCAGGCUCAGACUUCUGGUGAUUCCCUGGCAGAUCCAUUCCAGAGCCCUCCCUAUCAAGUUUCCCUAGCUUCCCUCCCUCCUAGAUCAAGCAGUCUUUUGUCUAGAUAAUGCCUGUGUGCUGGGAAGAGGGGAUGCUGGGAGGGCAGAAUACCAGUUGGAUGGAGAGCUGUGACUCAGGGGCCACUGAGGCUGUGACUGGUCUCAUCCCAUCUGGGGGUGAACCCCUUCUGCCCCUUGGGUCUCUGUAGAAGGACUGGGAGAGGGGUGGGGCAGAAGGGGAGUAAGAGAGGGAAAGGAGUAAUCUUCCUUUUCAGACCAUUUUCAUUUGCAAGCCUGACCCUCCCAUAUCCUGCCUUCCCUCUGCUGGAGUAUCUCCCCUGUAGGCAGGGCCUGGGCCUUUGUAAUGCCCAUGAGACCUCAGCCUCCUGCCUAGGAAAGGAGAAGAAAGACCUCUUCCUCUCUGGGAUCCUUCUCCCUCCCCAGCUCAGUCUGCCUGGGACCUAGGACUGCCCCAAGCAGGACUGAGAGAAAAUGUCCCCUGGGAGCAGCAGACCCCCAGCCCAGGAGACAGUGACAUUCAAGGAUGUGGCUGUGGACUUCACCCAGGAGGAGUGGGGCCUCUUGGACCCUCCUCAGAAGGAACUGUACAAGGACGUCUUGCUGGAGAAUGUCCAAAACCUGCUCUCCCUGGGGUUUCCUGUUCCCAGAGAAGAUGUGAUCUCUUAUUUUGAGCAAGGGGAAACACCAUGGAUGCUGGAGCAAGAAGGCCUGAGGCACUGCUGUCCAGGACACAUCAGACUUGAAAUAAAAGAGACUUGUGCAGAGAUAAGUCUUUCUGUGGAAGAAACUCACCAGCAAAGAUGCAUGAAUAAUGAUCCCUCUGACUUUGCUAGGAGAGAAAUUUGUGCUGUAACACAUCAGAGAAUCCACAUUGGGGAGAAACCUUAUGAAUGUAAUCAGUGUGGAAAGACUUUCAGAUGGAGGUCUUAUCUUGUUAAACAUCAGAGAAUCCACACUGGAGAGAAACCUUUUGAAUGUAAUCAAUGUGGAAAGACUUUCAGAUGGAGGUCUUAUCUUGUUAACCAUCAGAGAAUCCACAGUGGAGAGAAACCUUUUAAAUGUAAUCAGUGUGGAAAGAUUUUCAGAUGGAGAUCCCAUCUUGUUCACCAUCAGAGAAUCCACACUGGAGAGAAACCUUUUGAGUGUAAACAAUGUGGAAAGACUUUGAGAUGGAGGUCUCAUCUUGGUAAACAUCAGAGAAUGCACACUGGAGAGAAACCUUUUGAAUGUAAUCAAUGUGGAAAGACUUUCACAUCAAGGUCCCAUCUUGUUAACCAUCAGAAUAUCCACACUGGAGAUAAACCUUUUGAAUGUAAGCAAUGUGGAAAGACUUUCACAUGGAAGUCUUAUCUUGUUAACCAUCAGAGAAUCCACACUGGUGAGAAACCUUUUGAAUGUAAUCAAUGUGGAAAGACUUUCACAUGGAGGUCCCAUCUUGUUAACCAUCAGAGAAUCCACACUGGAGAGAAACCUUUUGAAUGUAAGCAAUGUGGAAAGACUUUCACAGCAAAGUACCAUCUUGUUAACCAUCAGAGAACCCACACUGGAGAGAAACCUUUUGAAUGUAAUCAAUGUGGAAAGACUUUCACAUCAAGGGACCACCUCGUUAAACAUCAGAGAAUCCACACUGGAGAGAAACCUUUUGAAUGUAAGCAAUGUGGAAAGGCUUUUACAUCAAGGUCCCAUCUUGUUAACCAUCAAAGAAUCCACACUGGAGAGAAACCUUUUGAAUGUAAUCAAUGUGGAAAGACUUUCAGAUGGAGGUCCCUUUUUGUUAAGCAUAAGACAAUCCACACUGGAGAGAAUCUUUUAAAUGUAAUCAAUGUGGAAAGACUUUCCAAUGGAGGUUCCAUCUUAUUAAACAUCAGAGAAUCCACACUGGAGAAAAACCUUAUGAAUGUAGUAACUGUGCUAAAGCCUUCAAUAUAAAGUCAGCCCUUGUUUCUCAUCAGAGAAUUCAUAGGAAAUGGGAAUAUUAUAACUUGUAUGAAUGAGAAAAGGCCUUGCAAUGGAGUACAGAGCUUCUUUCACAGCAGAAAAUUCACUCUGGGUAUAAGCCAUCUAUGGACUCUGUGAGAAGGCCUUCAGCCAGAGAUCCUCUCUUAUCUUCUCAUCAGAGGAUUCAUGCUGGAAAGAAACCUUAUGAAUCUGCUCAUUGGGGACAAGCUUUUUCCUGGAACAUUGAGGUUGUUGGUAAAGGUUAAGUUUUUUUGUCUGAUCGUAACAGAAUGGUGAAAUAAAAGGAAAUAAUGCAUGUCAGUCUUCCAGUUUGCAAAAGAAACAAACAAAAAAAAGGAGGCAAUCGAGUCAUGGACUGCUGGAUUGUGUGAAAAGAACGCAUCUGGAUGUUCUCAGAAAUAGAAUAUCUUCAGAAUGAGAAAAAGGAUUUUUGUCAGUAUCAUGUUGACUGGGGAACAAUGUUUGGUGAAGGGAAGACAUAAGCAUUAUUUGACCAAGGGUAUAAAAAUUGGGGGAAUUUGGGGGAAUUUUGUGGUCUCCUACAGGUCACCUAUGUGUAUCAGCCUACAUUAAGGUUAUGUGCGUGUGACAAUCAAGAAACUUCUCAUUAAAUUUCUGCCUCUUGAUUUUUGUGACUCACCAAUCACAGUGAUGAGGAAUGGAUUCCCAUGAUGGCCUUGGGUAGAGCAGAACCAUUGUAGAAAAAAGCAGCCACUAGUAGGCAGGUAAGAGGCCCUGUGAUUUCUAUCUAAACAGCCUCCCAUGUUUGCUCCUGCUCCUCCAGCCUGGAAGGGGAACCUAAAAAAACUAAAUUCCAUAUAAGGUGCAUCUGGACUGAUUGUCACAGUCAAAGAGACCUUCAGGGACUCCUAGGGGAGAUAAUUUUGUGUUUUGGUAAAUCCAAAGUGAACUUUACCUUUAGCCUUAUCAGCCAAAGGGAAAAGAGUGUAAAGAGAAUGAAAACUUUUCUGUGGACCUUUAAAAGUCUUUAAAAAGAUAAUAGUCUCAAUGCAGAAAUAUGUUUAAUGUGAUUGUACAUAUAUAACCUAUAUCAGAUUGCUUUCUGUCUUGGG